Schizophyllum commune H4-8 is the source of this 234-nucleotide messenger RNA. RefSeq lists its product as uncharacterized. Lineage: Eukaryota; Fungi; Basidiomycota; Agaricomycetes; Agaricales; Schizophyllaceae. The coding region runs from base 1 to 234 and encodes 77 amino acids. The transcript has a single exon. The record is from RefSeq and is a predicted model, not a curated record.
AUGUUCUACAUCCCCACCCCGGCAUUCUCCGCGCCCACGACCUUCAUCUCGUUUGGUGCCGCGCAGGACCCGCGGGAGGCGUACGAUAUGUUCAGGGACGCCAGCCAGGCGCUCCGGCCCUUGACGAAUCUGCCGCAGUCGGGGCGCCGGUCCUCGGUGUCGAGCACCAGCUCCACCAGCUCCGGCAGCGCGAAGGGAAAGAGCAGCCUGAAGAAGCUCUUCGGAGGGAUGUAA